AUGGAGCGUAAGCAUCCACCGCUUCGUCGUGUCACACGCGGUAUACCGGCCAGUAUCUCCGUAGGUGAAAACGUCCGAGCAGCACAAGGAGCCGAAUUUAACAGACGGAUAGAAUUGAACGAGGAGGACAGCUGCUACAGUUCAUGCUCAGAAGAAUCACAUCCAUCUUUGUCCAGAGAGAGCUCAGAAACCGUAGGCUCUGAAUUUGGGCUCGGCCGCUUAAAAAUAGAAGAGAACAACUCAAAACCUCCCACCACAUUCACCGCUCCUGCUCAUCUCGUAGAGUUCGCAAGAAAUCUCGGCUACUCUGAAGAACGUCUGAUUGCAGUGUUGAAGAGAGUCGGAUGUGAUGCUGGCCAGGACCGAAUUCUGGCAGAACUCGUUCAGAUGGGUAGAGGUUGCUCGGAACAGAAUGAAGGAAGCACCGCUUUCAUAACGACUCCAUCCUCUUCGUUGAGACCGAUCGUUAUUGAUGGUUCAAAUAUCGCUAUGACCCAUGGACGGAAAGAAGUGUUUUCUUGUGCUGGAAUUCGAGAUUGUGUACGAUUCUUCACGGAUAGAGGCCAUGACGAUGUACUUGUCUUUAUUCCACAAUUCAGACGUGAAACGGCUCGAGCCGAUUGUCCAAUCACAGAUCAGCACCUGUUGAAUGAACUCGAUGCGGCGAGGCGAAUCGUUUGGACUCCGUCGAGACGAAUUAACGGCCGCCGAAUCGUAUGUCACGACGAUCUGUACAUCUUACGAACUGCAGAAGAAAAAGACGCAGUGAUAGUAUCAAAUGAUGGCUACAGAGAUCUUCUCCGAGAACACCCACAGUACCGGCGAAUAGUAGAGCAGCGCCUUCUUAUGUACAGUUUCGUCGAUGGCAAAUUCAUGCCACCUGAGGAUCCACUCGGACGAUACGGUCCUCGUCUACAGCAAUUCCUAUCGAUUAGUUCUACACCUUCAACUACACUGCUCUGCCCAUACGCUAGAAAAUGUACUUACGGAAGCAAAUGCAAAUAUUACCAUCCAGAACGCCCUAAUGGAAUCCAUCUAAGCGUCACAGACCGUCUGAUGCGAGAGAAAGGUCAGAAAAGGAGUCUGGCCACACGUUCUUCCGUACAAUUAGACGCUCCAAAGAUGGAUCAUCGUGGCGUGGGACGGACACGUUCGUUGAAUAUUGAUCAAAAAACCUCGGUAGUUCACGACAGUGGACUUUCUUCUCCACGAGAAUUCUCUUACGUGACACAAGCGCCUUGGCAUAAUACUGUGGGUAGGAUAGCCUCAGCUCCUCUGUCCUAUACGAAAAAAGAACCCGAAAGUGGGACUCUAUUCACGCCAUCUACAGCUGUUUGGGGACGUAGUGAAUUGAGCGUCGGACCGCUAACAACAAAGGAAGCUCCCCCGGAUCGAACUCAACUACAGUACCAUCUCAGUAAAAUUUUCCCCGAAUCGUUGGUGAUCUCGGUCAUGUUAGCACAUCCAUACGAGACCAAUUCACAAGUAUUGUGCCAACGAAUUCUCGAUCUUCAGAAAGAGUUCACCGGUGGUUGA
Necator americanus (New World hookworm) is the source of this 1536-nucleotide messenger RNA. RefSeq lists its product as uncharacterized. Gene Ontology annotation, cellular component: cytoplasmic ribonucleoprotein granule; nucleus. The transcript has 12 exons. Lineage: Eukaryota; Metazoa; Nematoda; Chromadorea; Rhabditida; Ancylostomatidae. Bases 1 to 1536 code for a protein of 511 amino acids. Gene Ontology annotation, molecular function: mRNA binding; RNA endonuclease activity; metal ion binding. The record is from RefSeq and is a predicted model, not a curated record.